Messenger RNA from Morchella sextelata, 837 nucleotides. RefSeq lists its product as uncharacterized. The coding region runs from base 1 to 837 and encodes 278 amino acids. The record is from RefSeq and is a predicted model, not a curated record. The transcript has 2 exons. Gene Ontology annotation, cellular component: membrane. Lineage: Eukaryota; Fungi; Ascomycota; Pezizomycetes; Pezizales; Morchellaceae.
AUGGGUCUCUACGACGACAUGAGCACCUACUUCUCCGAGAACCCACGCACGCGCAACGCCCUCCUCGCCGGCUGCGCCGCGACCGCCGCCCCCCUCGUCGUCGUCCCCGCGCUCGGCGCCAUCGGCUUCGGCGCCGCGGGCGUCGUGGGCGGCAGCAUUGCAGCGGGCAUCCAGUCAGGCAUUGGCUCCGUCGGUGCUGGAAGCCUGUUUGCGUUCUGCCAGAGCGCGGCCAUGGGCGGGUAUGGCGCUGCGGCGCUAGGGACCGCGGCGACGACGUCGGGCCUGUUGACGGGUGGCGGGGCGGCCGUGGUGGCGGUCGAUGCGUUGAGAAGACGGGGUGGCGGGGAUGGUGGGGAUGGUGAUGAGGAUGGAGCGGCGGCGGGGUUGUUGGAGCAGGGGCAGGGGCAGGAUAAUGAGGACGGUGGCGAGGGGAGGAGCGAGAAGCAAAGACUCGAGGGCGUGGAGAAGACUGAGAAGGAGAAGAGCUCUGGCUCGGACUCGGACUCGGACACUGAGGACGAGGAUAACUAUUACGGCUCCGACAACUCGUCGGCCACAGACAGCGGCAAGCACACGCCGGAGCAGCGGCGGAUGAAGCGGUUCCGCAAGGUCAGGCGCGAGGCACGGGAUGCGGCAGAGCUGAGGCAGGAGCGGGAGCGUGCGGAGGCGCGGGAGGAGAGGAAGCGGGCCAAGCAGUGGAAGGAGAUGGUUUCGCGGAGGGAUGCGAGGGAGGCCGCUAAGAGGAGAGAUGCGAGCGUGGCAUAUAGUGUUGUGACUGAGUCGGAGUGCGGUGGGGCGGAUACCCCUUGUGGGAGUGAUGCUGACGAUGAGGAGUAG